This is a messenger RNA of Platichthys flesus (European flounder), 422 nucleotides long. RefSeq names its product phosphatidylinositol N-acetylglucosaminyltransferase subunit Y-like. Lineage: Eukaryota; Metazoa; Chordata; Actinopteri; Pleuronectiformes; Pleuronectidae. Bases 1 to 213 code for a protein of 70 amino acids. The record is from RefSeq and is a predicted model, not a curated record. The transcript has a single exon.
AUGUUCUCUCUGUCCAUGAUGGUGGGACUGGUCCCCAUCGUGUCCCUCUUCGGUUUGUUCUACUCGGCCGCGGUGGACGAGAACUUCCCUCAGGGCUGCACCAGCAGCAGCAGCCUGUGCUUCUACAGCCUGCUGCUGCCCGUCACCAUCCCCGUCUACGUCUUCUUCCACCUCUGGAGCUGGAUCGGCAUCAAGCUCUUCAGACACAACUAGGCUCCACCUCGUCUUCACAGCAGGACGGGAAUAACCAGCGAUCAUGUAAACAAAAACAUGAUUAAGCUUGUUGAUGGGACAGAGUCACUGCUGGAUCAUGUGCUGCAGAACUUUGUCUAAGUAGAAAUAAAUGUUAUUUGUGUUUGUUAAUAGAAGAUGGAUCACAGAUCUUACAUGCUUUGGAGGUGAAUAAAGAAAACAUGAAACAA